AUGGCGAAGCAAGGUGGCAGCUUGCACGAGCAGAAGGAGAGAUGUUUGCUGGGCGAGGAAUCGAGAUAUCGUGCCACCCCUCAGCAGACCGAUGGGAUCCUAUGCUUUGGGUCUGACGACGAAGAUGGCACUGCAAGGAAUGCGAGAAUGCUGCGAUACGAGAACCAAACAAUCCGAUACCUGAACGGCGAACCCCCCCGGAUUCUCUCGGCAUCUCUCCGCGGGCCGUUCGAUGCAGCCUCCGGUUGGGAGAACCCGUGGCGAAACAAUGGUCAACCCAAGGCUCGGAACUUGAUAACCACCCUCGACCACCAUUUCGACACGGAAAAGCAAGCUCGAAUAGAGGCAUGGACGAGGAACAUCACAAUAACUUCUAUGGAAAUGGGAGAGUUCUGGGCACCGGACCAUGGGGUCGAUGAACUUUCGGAUGAAACCAGCCGGAAGAGGCCUGCAGGAAAGGGUUGGUUGAAGAGCAAGAUUGCGAAGCGCAGGCGGGCCAACUUUGGUAUACCGACUACUGUGAUAUCAACACCAACGCCGGCUCCUGUGCCCAAGCCGAUUGCAAAGACCAAAUCGGCACUUGUUUCCACGACUGUGAUGAGUGCAUCAGACAAGAGCUCCGGGCCUGCUAAUCGUAGUCUCGACAUGCCAACUCCUUCAAGCUCACCCCCGAAAAGUAUAAGCGCUUCGACACGACAAACCAUUGGCAUUUCCUCGGAAUGCGCAACAUCAGGAGACGAGUUGUCAAACGUGAACUUGCCGGGAACGGCCAGCCAGCCCCGACAAAGGAUCUUGCCCUUGUCACGUGCCCCGAGUCAACGUUUUGAGAUGGUCACCUAUGAUGGAAUCAAUGAGCCUACGAGCGAACUGUCCUCACUUGAUAGUUCUCAAAUGCAUCGGGGGGAAGAACCGGGCUCGCAUGAGGAGCUCCCACCCGGGGGAAAAGCAGAUGCCAGCUUCCAGUUUCAUAUUGACCAAAGUUUUUACUAUAGAGCUCGUUCCACACGAUCUGGGGGUGUUGCCAGGACGAAGGACAGUAACGAUCCCCAAUUCCAGCCCGUACAAGCCGGAACACCACCUUCCGAGACCUUUGAAGACCAAAUCGAUAUCGACAUGGGACAAGAUUCACCCCCAAGAGAGGCUUUACAACAGGAUCAGCCAGCGUCCGGUGUAUCUUCUCCGCCGAGUCAAGUGGACGACGCAGAGGAUGAAGAUCCGCACAUGGUUAUACAUCGCCCUCCACCGAGAAGCAUGGAGUCCGCUUCUCUCAGCGAUGAUGAUCUCGAGUACCAGUCUGUUUCCUCCGAAAGUCCUGAUCGUCCGCAAAGUAUGCCGCAGACUGCUGGACAUCGAUCAGACGCCGUACAUACACAGCCGUCCUGUGAUAUCCCGAAAGCUGUGGAACAAAGCGUCGGCCCUCAGCUUGUGGCGGUUCCCACAACGAGUCCUACGAAAAAGCUAAGAAAUAAAGAUGGCAUUGACCACGAGCAACGGAUAAUACCACAUGAAGCUGCUUGCAGACGCAUGCCGGCGGUCCAGGAAUUCUUUUCAGAACCUAUGAUGGAUGAAGGGUCCACUUUGGUCGGAGAUGUAAUGGACGUCGAUGAUCAACCAUCAAGAUGCAUAUACAACGCCUCAGAAAGGCUAGAAAUGGCGAAAAGCUCUGCUCGCGUUACAUUGGUGACGAUGCGCGAAAAGACCUUGCAUCUGGUCCAAGAGAGGGAAACCCUGAGGCAGCGCUUGAACGCUGACGUUGACGCCUUGGACUUCGCCGAAGCCGACAGACUAGCUCCUUCUGCUGAAAUCACGGAGGAUGGCUCAGUUUCUGAUAACUCUGAAGUCAUGGUUCCUAUCUCGAAGACCAAGUGGGGAGUUGUAGAAGUGGCCAGCUCACCAAUCCAUCCACCGCCGAAUGUCGGAGGCGCGCAGAAGACGGCUUUCAUCAAGAUUGAGCCCGUCGAUGAAGGAGAGGACGAACGAGUUCUUCAGCUUCCCAAGGCCGAGCCGCAACGCCCUGAGGCACCUGCCGUUGAGCCGAUCGCCAAUCUUGAUGGCCCGCAUGUCAAGUCUGAGCCAGCUCAGGAGCAGUGGACCCCCGGCCCUCCCGUCAGUUUGUUGAGUACUCCGGGUAGCGAUUUCCAGCACCGCGGCAUAGGGCCUUCACAACAGACACCUUGGGCGACGCCAAUCGUCGAACCGAUUAGGACUGAUCGACUAGCACAGCCCAUCAUGACUCCCAGGCUGUCAAUUUCUGAGGCACCUGCACCUGAGGUCUUCUACCAAUCACCUGGAACUGGACAAAGCCCAUGGGCCAACCUCAAUGUCCAAAUCAUGCCAGCCUCUGCGACCCGUUUGUCGAAUUCUACCGGAAGCGAGCCUGGUUCUCAAAUGUCUUCAAUGGAUGGACACCAACCUGUGGACACUCGAGGUAAACAGGCAUCGAGCUCUGUUCAGAGCCAGCCACAAGAUCCGCUAAGCCCUUACGGGCUUGAGCAACGCGCGUCGACUCCCGACCUUGACCUCUCGAUAAAGUCCUUUGCGAAAUUUAACACUCCGUCACCUGAACGCAAAUCACGACAGCAGUCAAAAUUUCCGCGCCUGUCAGGGGACCGAUUGCCGAGUACACAAGUUCUUAUUGAUGUGGCGAAUUUGAAUCCUUGGCAAAGUGCACGGAGGAGUGCUCGGGGAAGUACUCAUUUGCGUUCGAGCUGUCGUGUGUCCUUUGCUCCUCUACCCGGUAAGAAUACAGACAACGAUGAACUGCCCCCGCCGCACAGUGUCGCAAGACCUGCCUCCCCUCCGCCCCAGACCGCGGUUGAGAUUGGCGCUGAAGAUGUGGACGACAAUUUCCUGGGGCAUUUCGAUGCAAUGAGACGACGUAGCGAAAAGGCAAGCGAGGAUAGCAGUCCACUUGUGCCCAUGCCGAAGUUCCGAUUGAAAGAGCGACUACUUCCCGACUCCCAGCAACUACCCCAAAGCCCCGAUGUGCGUGCCAUGGCGGAAGCUUUCAAGGAAGCAGACGCGCAGCUACGAGCCAUAAGUCUUGAGACACCGUCAGCACAUGAUGAAUGUGUCGAGGAUGCCAAUGAAGCGCCACAAUCACCAUGGCAAGUCGAGAGUCAGAACCAGGGCAUAGAUGACGUAGCAGAAGUACUACAGAACUUGGAUGAUUUUCUGAACCCCCGCUGGGAUGUGGACGCGGAGCUAGAGAAGGCUAAAUCUGGGAAUGGAAGCCAAAGUCAGGGCAGGAGUAGAGAGUCCAACAUGUUGGAAAUGGGUAUCUGGGAUGUGGUAUGA
This is a messenger RNA of Pseudomassariella vexata, 3297 nucleotides long. RefSeq lists its product as uncharacterized. The transcript has a single exon. The record is from RefSeq and is a predicted model, not a curated record. Bases 1 to 3297 code for a protein of 1098 amino acids. NCBI's taxonomy places the organism in Eukaryota, Fungi, Ascomycota, Sordariomycetes, Amphisphaeriales, Pseudomassariaceae.